Sclerotinia sclerotiorum 1980 UF-70 is the source of this 1200-nucleotide messenger RNA. Its product is annotated as pseudouridine synthase. Gene Ontology annotation, molecular function: pseudouridine synthase activity; RNA binding. Gene Ontology annotation, biological process: pseudouridine synthesis. The record is from RefSeq and is a predicted model, not a curated record. The coding region runs from base 1 to 1200 and encodes 399 amino acids. NCBI's taxonomy places the organism in Eukaryota, Fungi, Ascomycota, Leotiomycetes, Helotiales, Sclerotiniaceae. The transcript has 2 exons.
AUGGCACUUGUCGAAACUUCUGCAGGAUAUGCGCCUGUGGAAGAGAGAAAACCAUUUGAAGAACCCCCCGCAGUUAAAGAUGCCAUGGAACGUGGAGCUAUUGCUGUGAAUGGCAAACCGGUCGAAUCAACUUCGCAGAUUAUAAAGAAUGGAGACGUUAUAUCACAUACCCUGCAUCGGCAUGAACCCCCUGUUACAGCUCUUCCAAUAUCAAUUGUGCAUGAAGACGAAGAUAUCAUCGUCAUAAACAAACCUUCCGGCGUUCCGGUCCACCCUGCCGGCCGGUACAACUAUAACUCUGUAGUUGAAAUCAUGAGAGCUGAGCGCGGACAUGGCUGGAAUCCCUUACCGUGUAAUAGGUUGGAUAGGUUAACUAGUGGCAUUAUGUUCAUUGGAAAGCAUGCGAAGGCUGCAGAAGCACUAAGUUUACAAAUAUCAGGGCGCACUGUCAGAAAAGAAUAUAUAGCACGAGUAAAAGGAAAGUUUCCGGACGGAGAAGUGGUUUGUGACAUGCCAAUCCUGCAGAUAUCGCCGAAAUUGGGACUGAAUCGUGUUCGGGCGAGUGGUAAAGCCGCUCGCACAGUCUUCAAGCGCCUAGCAUAUUAUCCGCCGGAAAACCUAGAACAAGUUGAGGACAGCUCCGAGCCGAUGGAGCCAGACAAGUCGAAACCAUCGAUGAACAAGGAGGGCUAUUCGAUCGUUAGAUGCCUUCCGGUCACAGGACGUACACAUCAACUCAGGGUUCAUUUACAAUUUUUGGGUCAUCCUAUUGGUAAUGAUCCUAUAUAUUGCAACCAACGCGUAUGGGGGACACGGCUUGGGGAAAAUGAUUCUGAUGCAACUCAAGAUACGGAUGAAGAUAUUAUAACUCGUCUUUCAAGGAUGGGCAAGUCAGAAGUUGCUGAUGCUGUAGCCUACCAUGAUGAGAUGGUAGACGAAUACAACAAGAAAAAGGCCGAGAAGAUGUCCGGAGAGCUAUGCGACAUAUGUCAGACCCCUUUAUAUACCGAUCCGGGUGAGCAGGAGCUAUCCCUGUGGCUCCACAGCCUUCGCUAUGAAGAUGCUGGGGGAUCUUGGAGUUAUGUGAGCCCUCUCCCAACAUGGGCUUUACCUCCUGUCGGUAUGGAUGGACCGACAGAAGUUGGAGGUAUGGAAGAGCUGGUCAAGGCCGUCAAGGAAGACAACCCUGAAAUUGCAUGA